Molecule: messenger RNA, 1260 nt
Organism: Zalophus californianus (California sea lion)
Lineage: Eukaryota; Metazoa; Chordata; Mammalia; Carnivora; Otariidae
Gene: CENPO
Product: centromere protein O
Exons: 8
Coding region: 211-1101 (296 amino acids)
Cellular component (GO): Mis6-Sim4 complex; kinetochore
Source: RefSeq, a predicted model, not a curated record
GGGAGGGGCCCUGAGCGCAGCCAUGUUUUUGUACGGCGGGGGCGCAAAGCACCCUGGGUGCGACUGGUUUGAGUUUUUUUUUGAAGCCUUAGACGGCGGGAACUCUCAUUCUCGUCCUGGGUGAGCGAGAGGAGCGGAGCAAGGAAAUCUGGGUCCCUAUUACCGCUUUGCUGCCCAACUUCAUAGAGGGCCUGUGGAAAUCUGAGGAAGAUGGAGUGGGCGAAUGACGGCAAGUCCAGAGGAGGUGUUUUAGCUCACUUGGAAAGACUAGAGAUUCAAGUGAAUAGAUCCCGUAAAAACUUAGAAGAUCUGCAGAGAGCACAGGCUAUUGAAAGCGCUCUUGGGACCAAGAUUCAUAAACUGAGAUGUCUGCGAGAUGAGCUGAGAGCUGAAGCGAAGCAACGUCAAGCCAGAGUUAAAGCAUCUACUGUCAAUGUCGAACCUGACCAAACACCAGAAAUCAGUGAGCAAGAAAUUGCAAAAAGAAGAAAGGAAAAUGUGAAAGCCAUUCUGCAGGCAUAUCGUUUUACAGGGCUCAGUGGGAAACUGACCAGCCGAGGGGUCUGUGUCUGCAUCAGCACUGCUUUUGAAGGAAAUCUGCUGGAUUCCUAUUUUAUCGACCUUGUCAUACAAAAGCCACUUCGGAUACAUCACCAUUCAAUUCCAGUCUUCAUCCCCCUAGAGGAGAUAUCUGCAAAAUACUUACAGACUAAUAUUCAGCACUUCCUGUUCUGUCUUUGUGAAUACCUAAACGCUUAUGCUGGGAGGAAGUACCAGGCAGAUCGACUUCAGAGUGACUUUGCAGCCUUUCUGGUUGGGCCCUUGCGGAGAAACUCACUGUGCAACUUGCUGUCAUUUACUUACAAAGUGGAGCCACGGGGUCAGUCAUUCCCAUUUUGUGCCAGACUGCUGUAUAAGGACCUCACGACAGCCCUGCCAACUGACGUCACCGUUACGUACCAGGGAACGGAUGCAUUAUCCUCCUCCUGGGAAGAACAGCGAGCAUCCCAUGAAAAUCUGUUUUUUUCAAAGCCCCUACAUCAAGUGUUUACUUCAUUUGCAAGAAAAGGAGAAAAGUUGGAUAUGAGCCUGGUCUCCUAGAAUAUUUUCAUUGGGAACACGACAGAAGUAAAAGGAAAUAUUGCACUUUCUGUUCUCAUGACUAAGGUGGCAGGGGUUCCAGAAGAACCUUUCAAGAUUAUCAGGAACAUCAGCAUGAGGGCCAGUUCACCUAACCCAGACCACAUGGAGACGAGCGGG